Molecule: messenger RNA, 3018 nt
Organism: Vicugna pacos (alpaca)
Lineage: Eukaryota; Metazoa; Chordata; Mammalia; Artiodactyla; Camelidae
Source: RefSeq, a predicted model, not a curated record
UUAUAUAAUAUCAAAAUAAUGACAAAAAGAAGUGAAUUAAGUGCUAGAACUUGAAGAGACUUUAAUCUGUUAUUCAACAAAAUGCUAGUACACUCAAAAUUAUACACAUAUUAAGGGUGUUUUCAAAUUUAGUGAAUGACAAUCAUGGUUAGGGAAGAAAUUACUUGUCUGUGAUUUUCCAUUUAAGAAAAGUCCUGCAUUAUGGAUCGCCACUGAUUAUUAUUAUAUACAAAAGACACAAAAUGUGAGGUUUGAAAUUCCACAGAGAUAGAAAUAUGUAAAAAUAGAAUGAAAAGAUACGAAUGAGUUGUUGAACUCAUGGAAUUGUACUUACACGUUAAGCCACCGGAUGUCGCUGUCUUCCACAAAAUGGCUUUUCAGAACAAAGGCAUAAUCCUGUUUCUCAAGGACUAGGAAACAGCUACGUUCGGAGAUCUCAGUCGUUUCGAUAAAACUGGAUUUAAGAAUAGAAUAGGAAAAUUUAGAGCGUGUGGAUGUGUUCUAGACGGGCAAGCCACUGAUUUUUAAAACAGGAGAAAGAUAUGUUGUUCUAUAGGCUCAGCGGACCGAGAACCCAGCGUCUGCUUCUCUCAUUUCUGCUCGUCGCAGCCUGGGAGGCGGGGAGCGGUCAGGUCCACUACUCCGUCUCCGAGGAGGCCAAACACGGCACCUUCGUGGGCCGCAUCGCGCAGGACCUGGGGCUGGAGCUGGCGGAGCUGGUGCCGCGCCUGUUCCGGGUGGCGUCCAAAGGGCGCGGGGACCUUCUGGAGGUAAAUCUGCAGAAUGGCAUUUUGUUUGUGAAUUCUCGGAUCGACCGGGAGGAGCUGUGCGGGCGGAGUGAGGAGUGCAGCAUCCACCUGGAGGUGAUUGUGGACAGGCCGCUGCAGGUGUUCCACGUGGAGGUGGAGGUGAAAGACAUUAACGACAAUCCGCCGGUCUUCUCCGCCUCAGAACAAAAGCUCUCAAUUCCCGAAUCUCGACUGCUUGACUCUCGCUUUCCUCUAGAAGGCGCAUCUGAUGCGGAUGUUGGAGAGAACGCAAUGCUUACUUACAGACUCAGUCCCAAUGAGUUUUUCACGCUCGAUAUUAUAAACAAAAAGGACAAAGGCAAAUUCCCGGUGCUUGUUCUACAAAAACUGCUGGAUCGUGAAGAAAAUCCUCAGCUUCAGUUGUUAUUAACUGCAACUGAUGGAGGCAAACCUGAACUCAAGGGGUCUGUUACACUGCAGAUCUCGGUAUUAGAUGCCAAUGAUAACGCACCUAUAUUUGACAGAUCCAUUUAUGAAGUUAAGAUGUAUGAAAAUUCAGCCAACCAAACGUUGGUAAUAUGGCUAAAUGCUUCUGAUGCGGAUGAAGGAAUAAACAAGGAAAUAAUAUAUUCAUUUAGCUCUUUGGUCCCACCUAACAUAAGAAGGAAAUUUCUAAUGAAUGAAAGGACUGGAGAAAUAAGAGUAAAUGAUGCUAUUGACUUUGAGGAUAGUAACACUUAUGAAAUCCAUGUAGAUGUUACAGAUAAAGGAACUCCACCAAUGGUUGGUCACUGCAGUGUCCUAUUGGAAAUACUGGAUGAAAAUGAUAAUUCACCUGAGGUGGUAGUCACUUCUUUGGCUCUUCCGGUGCGAGAGGAUGCUCAAGUGGGCACCGUCAUAGCCUUAAUUAGCGUGUCCGAUCAUGACUCUGGCGCCAACGGUCAGGUGACCUGCUCACUAACGCCCCAUAUCCCAUUCAAACUGGUGUCCACCUUCAAGAAUUACUAUUCCUUGGUACUGGACAGCGCCUUGGACCGCGAGAGCGUGGCCAAUUAUGAGCUGGUGGUGACCGCGAAGGAUGGGGGCUCGCCUUCGCUGUCGGCCACGGCCAGCGUGUCCGUGGACGUGGCCGACGUGAACGACAACGCGCCCACGUUCGCGCAGCCCGAGUACACGGUGUUCGUGAAGGAGGCGGACGCGCCACGCCAGCGCCUGCUGGUGCUGGUGAAGGACCACGGCGAGCCGGCGCUGACGGCCACGGCCACCGUGCUGCUGUCGCUGGAGGACAGCGGCCAGGCGCCCAAGGCCUCUUCGCGGGCGUCGACGGGCGCCGCUGGAGCGGAAGCGGCUCUGGUGGAUGUGAACGUGUACCUGAUCGUCGCCAUCUGCGCGGUGUCCAGCCUGUUUGUGCUCACGCUGCUGCUGUACACGGCGCUGCGCUGCUCGGCGCCGCCCAGCGAGGGCUCGUGCGGGCCCGGGAAGCCCAGGCUGGUGUGCUCCAGCGCGGUGGGGAGCUGGUCUUACUCGCAGCAGAGGCGACAGAGAUGUGCUCUGGGGAGGGACCGCCCAAGGCAGAUCUCAUGGCCUUCAGUCCCAGCCUUCCACCGUGUCCUCUACCAGCCAUAGAAGUGGAAGAACAGUCUACUGAAGGUGAUCACUGUAGUAAGGUAAGUUAUUGUUUAUUUUCAUAUUUUGCUUUGUGAAUAUUUUAUUUCAAUACUUUUCCACUCAAAUAUAUGUCACCUAGGAAUAUCACCAUACUUUGUCUAAAUAGUAUAUAUUUCUAUAAUAUCUCGAAUAUUUCUAGUAAUAUCUUCUGUGAUGUAGUUUAUUCUAGAAGUUCUCUUUAUAUUUUGUUGACAGUACCCUGUGCAUCAACUUUUGCUGGAUACUUCACUUUUUAACAAUACGCCAUUUAUUCUGAAUUCAUUUAUAGUUUCUGAUAUAAAUAUUUGCUGUAGCUUGCAGGGUUUGAUUUUUUCCAUAAAUCACUAUCAUUUUAUGUUACAAUAUUUGUAAGAAUAGUAUCUGUAAUUUUACUUAAUUUUUAAAUGUAAAAUUUGAAAUGGCCAUUACAUUAACAAAAAGACUUCUAUGAUCAGUUCCUGUCGCAAUGAAAAUGUAGAUUUUGCUCCCUAAGUAAACAACAAAUAUGUGUACUGUGACAUACUUUAGAAUGCAUUCUUGAACUCAAGAAUUUACACUUUAUUCUUAAUAGUAGAGUAUGUAGACUGGAAGAUCAUUCAUAAAAAGUCCUAAUUUAUGGAAA